This is a messenger RNA of Anguilla anguilla (European eel), 2660 nucleotides long. RefSeq lists its product as uncharacterized. Bases 307 to 1662 code for a protein of 451 amino acids. The transcript has 8 exons. The record is from RefSeq and is a predicted model, not a curated record. Lineage: Eukaryota; Metazoa; Chordata; Actinopteri; Anguilliformes; Anguillidae. Gene Ontology annotation, molecular function: protein binding.
CUCUCUCUCUCACAUGCACAGACACAUACCCCCUAUUAUCUGAUACUCUGUUAUGGGAUGCUUUCCGUUUCAUUUCUCUCCUUUUUCAGGCUCACAGUGCAGUGAACCCUGCUCCCACCAAAGUUUCUGAUUCUUACGCACUCUGUCACACUCCCUCAGGUUUCCUGCCAUAUAGUUUCCUCCUCUUUAAACUCUGUCAGUCUUCUCUUAUCUCACAGUCUGCCUGUCCACGGAUAACAUCCACAGGUUAGCAGACGACUUUAUUUCUCUCGUUUAAUUGCAACAGCAGUGCGGUGUGGUGGAAUAAUGAACUGUUUCCUAUGGCACUUUGCUGUGGUUGGCGCCUGUGUUACUCUGGUCACCUCAGGAUCUAAGGUGCUUCAGUGUAACAUGACAGUGACAUGGAGGGAUCUGAGAGGCUUACUGCAGUGGGACUGUCCUGUUCACAAGCCUAAUACAGCCUAUACUGUUCAGAAUAAAACACAAGGAGCCAGUCAGUGGGAGGCGGUGAAAGGGUGUGAGAGGGUGAUGUCCAGAAGCUGUGACGUUUCCCGGGUCUUCGCAGAGUAUAACCUAUAUAACUGGGUACGGCUGGGACAAGAGGUUACCCCGGGGUCUGUGCUGUGGUCCGAGCCCAAGAUGUCCGACCCCUUAGGAGAUACGGACUACAGCCCCCCCAGCCUUUCUCUCUCUCUGCAGGGCUCCAAUCUGACAGUGAGCGUCACCAUGGUGUGUUCGCCCCUCUGGGCCUGCCCCCCCAGAGACUGCUGCCCGCUCUCUAAGCUUGUGGACCUUUGCAUCUCCAUCACAGUGUACAGUGAGACCCGCCCCUUAUGGCGCCAGACCCACCAGAAGUGUAGUAAAGAGGAGAAGGUGAGCUAUGUGUUCAUGGGACUGGCUCAGGGUCAGAGGCACUGCGUUGUGGCGAACUUCACCUCCAGCCCCGCCUCCAGCCCCGCCUCCAGCCCCGCCUCGUUUCCACAGUGCGUCGACUUGCCCAAGAAGACUGUUGCUGAGUUUCAGAAGCUGUGGCUUUUCGGAGCGGUGUUCUUCAUGCUCUUUAUUAUCGUCCCUGCCAUCUACUACCUCAAACAACGAUGGCCAUCAGCAAAGCCUCACCUCCCCAGAGCACUGGAGUCUCUGCAGAAUGGGGAGUCAAUGGAACUGGGGCUCCCCCAUAAGGACUUUCAGGAAGAACUUGGGGGGGACCACAUCUCCAUCCUGUCCCGGUCCCCAUCGGGGUCUUGUGGUGUCCUCACCUUGCUAACUCCUCCGGAGGCCCAGACCGACUGCCCCAGCCAGGGGGACGGGUAUUACAGCAACCCCUUACUCAUGGACAUAGGGUCAGGCCAGGCAGCCUGGGACAGUGGGGGGACGGGAGGUGACCUGGAAAUCAAUGACGUCACCCUCCUGCUCCAGUGCGUUGUGGCGCCUAGUCUGUCCCAGGACUUCUGGGGAUUACCCCCACAGACACACACAGGGCCUGGAGGGAAGGUUCCAGGCCCUCCAAAAUUGCCUUCCCCGGAUAACGUACAGGGGUGUGGGGUGGCUCAGGACGUCCCGCUGUGUUCAGUGAGGUUGGAGGCCUGUGAGGAGGAGAAACUGGAGGACGCAGGGUGGUUUGACCUGAAGAUUCCCUCUCCUGCGGGUAGCCAAUAUUGACCACAUCCAGCGAUGGUGAAACUGCCCAGGUCCCCACAGACUCUGCCGUCUUGAACCCCGCAAUGUGUGCAAGGGGUGUGAAAGCGGUACCCGCCUUCAAAAGGAAGGGAUCUCCUCCAGAAAGCACAUGCACUGUCAGUCACCACAACUGCAACAGAAGAGGUUCUGGGUCUGUUCGUUGAAACUGGCAUACCAAGGCCACUGGGUACGCCAUUAAAAAGUCACAACCUGAAGGAAAAUGACCUAAUUGUCCAGACUUCACGCUUCACAGCCAGGACUGCCCUCCCCCAAAUUCUGCCUUGUAAUGGACCUGUCCCUCCACAAAAUCAGAAAACAGUGUUCCCCUGUCUUUUCGCAAACCUCUGCUUUGCGACAGAAACGGCAUGGAAGACCCCGGAAUAGCUGGAGCGCCGCUGUCUGAGCGAGCGGCCUUUGGAAGGGCUUCACUGGCAGCUCAGAGAUUUAGGUGGAAAAUUGAAGUAGUGGUAUGACAUCAUUACCCGAGGGGGGGGGGAUGGCGUGCUUGGUGCUGAGUGAUCAGCGCUCGAGUUCUCCCCCAUAGCCAUCGCUCCAGCGCUGCUGUCCGCGUGUCACGCCUCAUCUCGCCGGGUGCCCGCCCCGCAGGAGGUUAUAUUGCUCCUGCUCCUGCCUGGCGCAGCUGCUGUUCUGCUUUCGCCGCCACAUAAAACACCAAACCACAGCCGUGAGCGAUGGAUGAGACGGAAACGGUGAGACAGACCGUCGGUAUGACUCCAGGAACUGGAAUACGAAAAUGUCGUUGACGUUCGCUCGCAAUUAUUAUUUGCGACGUAAGGUGGGCAUUUGUACACGGGCCAUGGUACCAACGUAUUUCCAGCACAGGGGACUUCCGUCGAAUGUCUAAUGGCAGAAAGAAGACUUUGUCUGACAGGAACAUUAACUGACCCUAAAAGGGUCCAGGUUUUCACCUCCAGUUUUACCGUUUUUGCUGUACUUGCAAUAAAUUACUCUGAAAACAA